Messenger RNA from Sus scrofa (pig), 4039 nucleotides. It is a transcript of the gene ICMT, whose product is annotated as isoprenylcysteine carboxyl methyltransferase. Gene Ontology annotation, cellular component: membrane; endoplasmic reticulum. Gene Ontology annotation, biological process: C-terminal protein methylation. Gene Ontology annotation, molecular function: protein C-terminal S-isoprenylcysteine carboxyl O-methyltransferase activity. The record is from RefSeq and is marked validated. NCBI's taxonomy places the organism in Eukaryota, Metazoa, Chordata, Mammalia, Artiodactyla, Suidae.
CAGGGCUACAGCCGGCGCGGCGGCCCGCUCGUCCGCCGCCCUGCGCCAUGGCGGGCUGCGCGGCGCGGGCUCCGCCAGGCUCUGAGGCGCGCCUCAGCCUGGCCACCUUCCUGCUGGGCGCCUCCGUGCUCGCGCUGCCGCUGCUCACACGCGCCGGCCUGCAGGGCCGCACCGGGCUGGCGCUCUACGUGGCCGUGCUCAACGCGCUGCUGCUGCUGCUCUACCGGCCGCCGCGCUACCAGAUAGCCAUCCGAGCCUGCUUCCUUGGCUUUGUGUUUGGCUGUGGAGUGCUGCUAAGUUUUAGCCAGUCUUCUUGGAAUCACUUUGGCUGGUAUAUGUGCUCUCUGUCCUUAUUCCACUAUUCCGAAUACUUGGUCACAGCAGUCAACAACCCCAAGAGCCUGUCCUUGGAUUCCUUUCUCCUGAAUCACAGCCUGGAGUAUACAGUAGCCGCUCUUUCUUCUUGGAUAGAGUUCACCCUUGAAAAUAUCUUCUGGCCAGAACUGAAGCAGAUCACCUGGCUCAGUGCCACCGGGCUGCUGAUGGUGGUCUUCGGAGAAUGUCUGCGGAAAGCGGCCAUGUUUACAGCUGGUUCCAACUUCAACCACGUGGUGCAGAAUGAAAAAUCGGAAACCCAUACUCUGGUGACCAGCGGAGUCUACGCCUGGUUCCGGCAUCCUUCUUAUGUCGGGUGGUUUUACUGGAGUAUUGGGACCCAGGUGAUGCUGUGUAAUCCCAUCUGCGGCGUGAGCUAUGCCCUGACUGUGUGGCGGUUCUUCCGCGACCGAACAGAAGAGGAGGAGAUCUCGCUGAUCCACUUCUUUGGGGAGGAGUACCUGGAGUACAAGAAGCGGGUGCCCACGGGCCUGCCCUUCAUCAAAGGGGUCAAAGUGGAGCUAUGACAGGCCGGGACCCAGCCGCCUCCUGUCGGCCACUCUGCGGAAUGGAUUUUCUUCCCCUUUUUGUAUGUCACCAAUCGCUCUUCUGGAAUACCACUCAAGACCAAGUGGUCAGAAGGCCUUAGGACCAAAGGACGCCCCCCCCAACUCCCCACCACCCCAGAGCAGCCUGCUCUUGGCCUAAAUCAAGACAGGACAUGGAUUAAAAAUGGACAAGAAGCAAAUAAGAGCAAUACUCAGCGGUGCCCUCCAGACGUGCCCUGGGGGAGCCUGGGCCAUGCUCCAUCCCCCACGAGGCCAGUGGUAACCAAGACCCCUGGGGAGAGGCGGGCUCGCUCCUGCCAGUGAGCCAGGCUCCCGCGGCAGGAAGGGCAUCCGUGCUUGUUAGCGCUAGAAACUCAGUCAGACCCCAACUGUAGCCGAAGACCCCGAGCAGCACAGCUUUAACCUCCUUACUUCUGUCCCCCGCGCAUGAGCGUGUCUAAGUUUGAAAGACACUUCCUUGUAAGGCACUUUGGCUCUUCACAGCUCAUGGUAUUUACAUAUCUAUUUUUUAAAAAACAGCAGUAUGAACUCAAAGGGGAGUCACUUGGCUUGUGAGCCCCAGCUUUUCUUUGGCAGAAAGGCGGCACGGACACCCCCAGACGACCGGGCCGAGGCUUUGCAUUACCGGGGCUCCACAGGCCAGGGGGACCGUGGGCCCCUGUGGCUUUUCUGGGUCCCGGUUCCUGCUCCCCGCAAGGGGGGCUGUUACUGCUGAUGGGCCUGUCCCAGAGGUCUCAUUUCUCCUUCACCCAAGAGAUGCUUCCAGGACACCUGCUGCGUGCAAGGCGUUCUUAAACCUUGAGAGAGACUGCUCUCCGUUCACUUGGGGUUUAUUCUGAUUUUACCAUAGCUUAUAUUUUUGCGUUUGGGUUUAAAUCUAUUAUUAACCAUUGAUUUCUAUGCUCUCUUCUCAAAAUUCCAUCGUCCCUAAUGCCAUUUCAAACUGUCUUUUCCAAAGGGGUUUGUUUGAGCAUAUACAACUACAAAAUUCAAGCACGUCAACUCAUGAAAAAAAAUAGAGCAAAUAAUCCCAGCUGAGGUUUAGUCAGUACUUUUGUUUUUCACGUUUGGGGAGCGUCGUUGGCUUUAUGAGUCAGACAUAAAAGCCUUGAGACCCUUGCUGAAUUCUGGACCAGAGAGGAGCUUGGUCUCCGUGUGAAUUCCUUCCGUGUGGUCCUGCCUGGCACCUGCAGAGCGGGAAUCGGAGGUGGCUUCAGCCCCUGGCUGGGGCGCUGCCCUGCCCCACUGCGCCCCGCCACGCCGCGCCCCGUGGCUCUCAGGGGCCACUAAACCUUUCCGUGCCUAGACCUCCCCAUCUGUGGAAUGGGGUCCAUACCGCCUACCUCACAGGGCUGUUGUGAAGACUCAGAACCAUGUCAGAUGUUUUAAUAGGUGAGAGAGAGGACGUCACUGAAACCAGUACUGCAUGAGUUCCACGGAAACAGACAUUGGGUUUCACUGCACCUGACACCAGAAGUGUGUGUUCCAAAAAGCAUGACUGACAACUCAAAACAUGACUGACUUCUCGAUUUCAUGGCCUAAUUAAUUUUCUCAUUCUUAUAUAUACCAAAGAGGUUUACGGGUUCGUCGGUGACAGGUGUGACCCUCGCCGGUGUGAGGGCUGGACAGACUCUAGCCUCCGCCCUCCUGAGGUCUUGAAAGAGGCCGGGCCCAGGCGGCAGCCGGAGCCUUGGUGGGCACACGGCGCCGUGGGACACCAGCGCGCACUUCCUGUGUUUGGGGACUUGAAUCAGAUCUAGACUUGUUCUCUAGACCACGCUUAGCAAAGUCACCCCCGCUGCAGAACAGAGGAGGGGGCCGCUGAGGUUUGGGCUCUCUUCGAGGGAGAGUCCUGUCUUGCGGGCAGCUUUCAUUGCCGCUGGGGGCCGUGACGUUGCCUUUUUAGUGGGUGGAAAGCAGCUAAUGCCACCCCUGGCUCUGGACGGUGAGAGUGAAGGUCUUGGCAUCUGACCUUCUGUUCCUCCUCCGCCCACCUGCCUGGAGCUCAGCACGCGGUCCCUGGUGUCGGCAGCGAGAUGCCAACGUCACACCACCUGGGCUUGCUGUGACACCCUGCUGGGCUUUAGAGAGCAGUUCCACGAGCGUGUUCCCACCAUGAUCUAUAACCCAGGGUGGAAGUCAGCAAUGACUUUGGGACCCUAGGUGAACUGCUUAGGGGCAGGAUUUGGCGGGUGAUCAACUUUCCUCUAGCACUGAGAUUGUCAGAUUAUUUUUAACUUUAUAAAUUUAGCAGUGACAGCACAUGCGGCAGAGAAUCAGGUCAGCGCGGCACAGGCUUGCCGGCUAGUCCCGAAAGCCCUUGUGGGUAAAGGCCGUGUUGCGGGCUCCUUCCAUUGAGAAAUUGUCAGGAGAGUUCUUUUUUCACUGCAGGUUUUAAAUUGGAGCUUCUGAAAUGCAAAGUAGGCACUGCCCAGAACAAAGCUACUUUGAAGCAGCGCAAAAUGAAACAUUGGAUGAGGAUUUGCAGUGUGGGGCAGAGAAUGGCAGUUCAUGGGAGAGAGGUUUGGGGCGAGCCUGGCAGAAAGCAGGAGGCGGCACACCCAGCACCCUUCGUCAGCAUGAGCUGCUGCUUCAGCCUUAGACGUGAACGUUAGCAAUCCCUUCCCCUCAUGUAACGCUCUGGGCGACUGACCUGACAGGGACUGUCCCUACACCGAGGGUCUGUGCUGACAGGUUGGGCUUGGCAGGGGCUCGGCCACGGCUCCUCGUGGCAGUCUCCCCGAGCGGGCACAGUAAAGCACCGUCCCUCUGCACUUUCCUUACUGCCUUAGAUGGGCGCCCUCGUUUCCUUGGUGACUCGGUGACGCCAGGCCUGUCCAGUGUUGGGGAGGCUCGCUCUCCGUGCCCUGCUAGGGAAGCGGACGCCUCGCCUCGUCCUGGGCUCGGGUGGCCGGCCGUCAGGAGUGGUCCCCGGCACCUGUUCCCAGGGACCUGUCCCACAGCGAAGCUAGGGGAGUAACUUAAUGGCGUAAUUACUUUUUACACACAGAAAUGUUUAUUUCAAUAUUGGAUUUUCUUUCACAGAUACUGAUUAUUUCCAAUUCUUAAAUAAAACUACUUGAUUUCACUAUGAA